AGGAAUUCUUGAUGUGGUAUCUUAGAAGGAAGCAGUCUACAUUGAUGUCAGCUACUUCUCUUGCUUGUCGAUUUGAUUUGGAGGUCUCCAGCAUCUGUCAGGACCAGAAGCCAGGUGGAGUCUUCUUCGGCUGUGAGGAUUCAGUGGCCAUUGAGGAUGUGGCUGUGAACUUCACCCCAGAGGAGUGGGCCUUACUGGAUCCUUCACAGAAGAAACUCUACAGAGAUGUGAUGUGCGAAACCUUCAGGAACCUGGCCUCAAUAGGAAAAAUAUGGGAAGAUCAUGAUAUUGAAGAUCAGUAUGAAAGCCAGGAGAGAAAACAGAGUGGUCAUAUAGCAAGGAGACUCUGUGAAAGUUUAGAGGGUAGUCAACGUGGAGAUAAAUUCAGCCUUACUCCAAAUCUCAAUCUGAACAACAAAACUCCAGGAGCUAAACCAUGUGAAAGCAGCUCAUGUGGAAACGUCUUUCACCGUUUGUCUCUUAAAACACACAUUCAAUGUCACACUGAACACAAGCUAUAUGACAGUCAGAAAUAUAGAGAGAAGUCAUGUAAAUGUAAGGAAUGUAGGAAAGCCUUCACUUUCUCCAGUGGUCUUCAAAGACAUGAAAGAAUUCAUACUGGAACGAAACCCUAUGAAUGUAAAAAAUGCAGUAAAACAUUCAUUUUUCCCUGUUAUCUUCAAUUACACGAACUAUUUCAUCCUGGAGAGAAAUCCUAUGAAUGUAAAAAAUGCAAUAAAGCAUUCUCUUCUUCCCGUUCUCUUCGAAGACAUGAAAGAAUUCAUACUGGAGAGAAACCCUAUGAAUGUAAAAAUUGCAGUAAAGCAUUCACUUCUUCCUAUUCUCUUCGAAGACAUGAAAGAAUUCAUACUGGAGAGAAACCAUAUCAAUGUAAAAAAUGCAGUAAAGCAUUCACUUUUUCCUAUUCUCUUCGAGAUCAUGAGAGAAUUCAUACUGGAGAGAAACCCUAUGUAUGUAAAAAAUGCAGUAAAGCAUUCACUUAUUCCACUUAUCUUCGAGUACAUGAAAGAAUUCAUACUGGAGAGAAACCCUAUGAAUGUAAAAAAUGCAGUAAAGCAUUCACUUAUUCCAGUUGUCUUCGAGUACAUGAAAGAAUUCAUACUGGAGAGAAACCCUAUGAAUGUAUAAAAUGCAGUAAAGCAUUCACUUCUUGCCGUUCUCUUCGAGCUCAUGAAAGGACUCAUACUGGAGAGAAACCAUAUGUAUGUAAAAAAUGCAGUAAAGCAUUCACUUCUUCCAGUUCUCUUCGAGUACAUAAAAGAAUUCAUACUGGAGAGAAACCCUAUGAAUGUAAAAAAUGCAGUAAAGCAUUCACUUCUCUUGGAUCGCUUCGAGAACAUGAAGGAAGUCACAGCGGAGAGAAAGCCUAUGAAUGUCAGGAAAGUGGUUAAUCCUUUAUUUGUGAUACAAACUUUUGAGAAUAUGCAAGAAUGCACACUAGAGGAAAAACCAUGUAAAGGUAAAGAAUGUGGGAAUGCUUUUGUCAUCCCAGUUCUUUCUGAAGGCAUGAAAGGACUCACUUGAUAAACACCCUUUGACUGUAAACAGCAUGGGAAAGACUUCAUUGGCCUACAUCCUUCCAUGUGAAACUCCCAACCAGAAAGAAAUAGAAAUAAAAUGUAAGUAAUAUGGGAAACUUGAUGGACAUUAAUUUAUGUAUAAUGUUCUAGAAAACUUUCAACAUGAAAGAGUUGUUAUAAAAGUUGUAAAUAUAUUGUGUUUACCAAGCCACUUCAAGUGCAACAUUGCACUGUGGGUUUCUAUUAAUGACUUUCAGAAAUGAAUAUUGAGCUGAGAUAAUUCUGUGUCAUCCUUCAUCAAUACUACUUCAAGAUUAUUAGGUGGUGCUUUUUUCUUAAAUCAGUUAAUAAUAUUUUCUCUUGGGGCCGGCCCAGUGGUAUAGUGGUUAAGUUCACAUGUUCUGCUUCAGCGGCCUGGGGUUCACCAGUUCGGAUCCCUGGCGCAGGCCUACUCAUGGCUCAUCAAGCCAUGCUGAGGUGGCGUCACAUGUAGAAGAGGUACCGCUCUACAAAAUGAUACACAACUGUGUACCGGGAGUGGGGGAGAAAAAUGAAAAAAAAAGAGGAAUAUUGGCAACAGAUGUUAGCACAGGGCCCAUCUUCCUCAAAGUAAAAUAAUAUUUUCUCUGUGUUUUUUAAUAAUGUUUUAAUUGUUCUUUCUUAAAAGGCCAUUGAGAAAUGACAGUUGGUAGUUGUUGGAAUUUUCUUCCUCGCCAUGUACUGCAGUUCCCAGAUUUGCCUUAUCCACUGUGCAGUUUGUACCUCUCUUAGAGAAAGCUCCUUUUUGGGGGUGGUGGGUAUAGGAGCCUGUUUUUAUUUUCCACCCUAUAGAACAGUUGGAAUAAAGUUUUAUGAAUGGCAAGUUUGUCAAAAGAUAUACCUUCCUGUGAAUUUCUUUUCACAUUUGGGCCUUUGCUCUUUAUGCUUCCUUCUGACUGAUAUUUGGUGAACAGACUUUGAGUUAAGUAGAGGCCUGUGAUAGGGCAACAAAUUCUAUAAUACCUGUAUUGUGUUAUGUCAAUUUGGGUAAUAUUAAGAACUGGAUCUUUAAGAAUCCCCUCCCCUUUGUACUUCCAUGUUGGAAUUCACCAGUAGUGUCACUUGCAUGAGAUUAGGAAGGCAGAAGCAAACAAGGCAUUGAUCAGAUUUUGGAGCCACAGUACAAGGAGAGAGACUGUUACAUGGGAGCUUCAGGGACACCAUCCUCAAUCCCAUGUUCUGGAUUCUUUGCUCUUCUAGGCAAGAGUAUCUUGAAAAGCACCACCAACUGUUUGGGCUUCCGUUUUCUUAGAGUUGUAUUUUUUCAAUUAUAUUUUCACAAGUUUCACAUCAAAGACCCAUUAGAGUUAGGAUUUUUCUGUAAGGCCUCUUGUGUCCAUCAGGAAACUAAUUCAGACUUCUGUUGUUGGGGUAUUCGCUGAUUCUCCUCUUCUCUCGGUGACAGCUGUAUAAGGUCUAAUGUGUAUAGGAAACACCUUAUGCUGUUAAUAGUGCUAGUGAGCAUGUUUCCUGAUUCACCGUGACAUCUGCAGUGGGGCAUAAACAGAAGGACAUGGCAGUUUGUUUCUCUGCUGCAUUCUGCAGUGGCCACCUUGACCCAAUUCUUCCGUGUGAGAACAAUCCCCUUUCUCAUGUCAGGAAGAUUGUGUGUUUUCUGUUACUGGUAGCUGAGUGUAUUCCCUCAAUAGGUUUUCAAUAAUGUUUGAUUGUAUGUCAUUAAAACUAUGUGUGUUUCCUUGUGAAACGAACACUUCUGUAGUUGUUUCCUUGAUAUAUUUUAUCAACUGUUCUAAUCCAGCAUAUGCUAAUAAAUAUUAUUGUGGUUUUAUUUCCUCAGAAUAUAUUAAAAAUCAUUUUAAUUAUGGA
Diceros bicornis minor is the source of this 3407-nucleotide messenger RNA. RefSeq names its product zinc finger protein 14-like. The transcript is spliced from 4 exons. Gene Ontology annotation, biological process: negative regulation of transcription by RNA polymerase II. The record is from RefSeq and is a predicted model, not a curated record. NCBI's taxonomy places the organism in Eukaryota, Metazoa, Chordata, Mammalia, Perissodactyla, Rhinocerotidae. The coding region runs from base 12 to 1412 and encodes 466 amino acids. Gene Ontology annotation, molecular function: DNA-binding transcription repressor activity, RNA polymerase II-specific.